Carassius auratus (goldfish) is the source of this 2523-nucleotide messenger RNA. RefSeq names its product mesoderm induction early response protein 1-like. Gene Ontology annotation, cellular component: nucleoplasm. Lineage: Eukaryota; Metazoa; Chordata; Actinopteri; Cypriniformes; Cyprinidae. Bases 109 to 1524 code for a protein of 471 amino acids. The transcript has 13 exons. The record is from RefSeq and is a predicted model, not a curated record. Gene Ontology annotation, biological process: negative regulation of transcription by RNA polymerase II. Gene Ontology annotation, molecular function: transcription corepressor activity; histone deacetylase binding.
UGGUCAUGACAGGACUUUUAUUGUGUAGUAGCAUUGACCACAGUAGUGCAGCUCUAACUCAUUUUUAACACAUUUAUUAUCGCUGGCUUCACAGAACCUACAACAACUAUGGCGGAGCCCUCCUUAAGUGGUCCAGGCUCUGAAGGAGCACAUGGAGUGGUCCAGCAUGAGGACAAAGACUUUGAUCCUUCAGCAGACAUGCUCAUACAUGACUUUGAUGACGAGCAAACAUUGGAAGAAGAGGAAAGGCUGGAGGGAGAGACCAACUUCAGUGCUGAAAUUGAUGACCUCACUCGAGAGGGUGAGAUGCCCAUUGAGGAGCUUCUGAAAUUGUAUGGCUACAGAACUGGUGGGUCUCCAGAGGAAGAGGAGGAGGAGGAGGAGGAGGAGGAGGAGGAGGAGGGAGACAUUCAAGAGGAGGAUCCUUCAGAGAAUAAUUGCAGCAGCCAUAGUAAACACAAAGAGCUUUCUGAUCAAGAGGAAGAGGACGUGCAGUCGUCUGGUGAGGAGCCUCCGUCCUGCAGUGUUUCUCACAGCACAGCUCAGCUCCUCUACCCUCGGCCAUCCAAUUACUUUAUAGGGGAUGAGGAAGAAUCUGAAGAUGAUGAUUAUAUUCCAUCUGAAGAUUGGAAGAAGGAGAUAAUGGUCGGUUCAAUGUAUCAAGCACAGACUCCUGCUGGCAUUUGCAAAUAUAAGGACAAUGAAAAAGUGUACGAGAAUGAUGAUCAGCUUUUGUGGAAUCCGGAGUUAAUUCCAGAAGAAAAGGUUGUUGAGUUUUUAGCCGAGGCUUCUAAAUGCAGCGAAGAGGAGACUGGUGUCCAUGCAGUUCCUGAAGGAUCUCACAUCAAAGACAAUGAACAGGCUCUUUAUGAAUUGUUUAAAUGCAACUUUAAUGCAGAAGAAGCUUUAAGAAGACUGAAAUUUAAUGUAAAGUCUACCAAAGAGGACAUUUCAGUUUGGACGGAAGAGGAGUGUCGAGGUUUUGAGCAAGGACUCAAGACUUACGGAAAAGAUUUUAACUCGAUACAAGCAAAUAAGGUGAGAACUAGAUCUGUAGGGGAAUGUGUGGCCUUUUAUUACAUGUGGAAGAAAUCUGAGCGUUAUGAUUUCUUUGCACAGCAAACCAAGCUUGGAAAAAGAAAAUACAGUCUUCGUCCUGGAGUUUUGGAUUAUAUGAAGUGUAUUUUGGAUGAGAAGGAGAGCUCUGAGUCCAGUGGAUCUUCAUCUUCACUUCCCAAAUCUUCCAACAACAGCAAACACCCAUCAGAGCUAGAGAGUGACUCAAAUGCACAGAAUGGUGUAGGGAGCCAUUCCUCUCAGCCACUUCUUUGUGUCACAGAUGAGAAAUCUCAGGCAAACGGUUCUUCCACGUGUCCAGAUAUUUCCACAGGAAAGUCAGCACCCUGCUCUAACCCUGAAGCCAGCAGCCUGAGCACACAAGUCAUGGAGAUCACAGUCAAACAGGAGGAGGAAGAUGAACGACCUCUCAAAAGGCUUAGGACUGACACCCUGUUUUUAGCAUAAAGGAAGCUGUGUGUGGGAAUUUCAGGGAUGCAAAUGAAGAAUAUUUCUGUCCUCUUACAUUACUGUCACUGGGCUCAGUUCAUAUCUCAAACACUCAUUACUGACUGUCAUAUCAGACAGUCAUCUCUGUAGCACUAUUUAUUAGUAGAGGUUAAGAUGAUUAAUGCUAUUGUGUUUUCUCUAGGUUGUUUGAAACAAAUAGCUGACUGUAUUUUUAUUGUGAAGCUUCUGUCAAUUAGUGUGCUUAACAUUGCUCUAGCUGUAACUUCACACUGUGGGAAAGCCCUCUAUAUGAAGUAUAAUACUGUAAAUAUUUGAAAUCUAAAAUAAUUAUAAAAUACGCUUUUGUGUUUGGAACAUUUUUAAUAAUUCAGGCGGUUGCAACACUGCAACAUUCCAUCCUUUUCAUUUCGGAAUUUCCUACUUGACCAAAGUGAAUGGUUGAUAUUGGUAUUUUAACACAAAAAGCAUUUUUAGAAGCUUUAUCCUCUUUAUAUGAAAAACUGACUUAUUUUUGUAUUUGAUAACUAUUUAUUUUUUUAAUCAGAUAUUGGUGAUGCAUGAGGCCAGUAUACAGAGUAUAUUUGUAUUAAGCCGGAGUGAGUGAUGUUGAAUUUAAAAGGCAAUGCGGAAAUGAUGGGUGCUAUUUAUUCAUUUUCUCACUGAUAAUGUCAACCCAUACCUAAGAUAGCAAUUUUAUUUUAUUUUUUUUUACAUUUUUGUAGGAGCUCUGUUAUUCCUGUCAAAAAUGGUAGAGUAAAAUGGGUUCUACAGUUUCCAUUAAUUCGUUUUUGUCCAUGUCUGCAUAGCUUAGGAAAAUCAGUACAGAAACAUUACAGGGUGUCAAAUAGAUGUCAAUUUCAAUUAGUGAACUACUCAUUCAUUAAACUCUGAUUAUUUACUCAAAUCCAUAGUCUUUUGUGAUUACUGUAAUGUUACCACAUUUUAGUGGAUUGGAUUGUACACUGAAUAAAUCUAUCAAGCUGUUCUUAUUUUGAA